Camponotus floridanus (Florida carpenter ant) is the source of this 662-nucleotide messenger RNA. RefSeq lists its product as uncharacterized. The transcript has 3 exons. Lineage: Eukaryota; Metazoa; Arthropoda; Insecta; Hymenoptera; Formicidae. The coding region runs from base 78 to 662 and encodes 194 amino acids. The record is from RefSeq and is a predicted model, not a curated record.
AUUAAGGCAGAGAUUAUCUUAAAAACACAUAUUUGAUAGUCUCUGGCCAACAUUCAAAGAAAGCAAUAUAAAGUGCGAUGCAGACGCAAAAAAAUUUGGAUCAUGCGGCUGAAGUGCUAUUGUGGAACAAACAAUUAAUGUCGAUGCUGGGUCUUUGGCCUUUUCGGAACAAUGAUUUUAUAUUCUUCAUUAACUUUGGCUAUUUUAGUUUUCUUAUGAUUCUAGAAUAUCUGGAUUUAUUUCUUUUUAUUGAUGAUCUUGAACACGUAAUCAUGAACUUAACAGAGAACAUGGCAUUUUCACAGAUAUUUGUACGAAUGAGUAUGUUACGAUUAUAUAAUUGUCAAAUAGGUGAAGUCAUAGCAGAAACUAUGAAGGAUUUCGAUAAGCUGAGUUAUAAAACCUCUGAAGAAAUUAAGGCAUUCAUUACAUAUAAUGCUAAGUCAAAGAUCUUCGUUAAACUGUUGAUUGUGUUUGUCGCAUUGACAGCUUCGUCAUAUUAUUUAACUCCGAUUAUAAUUAUACUUGGAAAUGCUGUCAUCAGGGUUAAACUGGAAAGUCUUACCGAAAAUAUCCUAGAAGAAUACCAGGCAGGUUUCAGAUUUGGUAAAUCGACAAUGGACCAACUGUAUACAGUCAAGAUGGUAUCCGAGAAGUGCUGA